UCCCUUGGUCGUAAUUAGUGCUGCCCAAUUCCGGCUUUCGCGUGGUGGUGAGGUUUAGGGAAGCGUGCCCUCCAAUGUCUUAUUUACUGAGUUUAGAUUGUCAACAUUCAUCCUUGACGCGUCGUACCCUAAACCAUACUGCAUAUUUGAGUCUUCAAUUCAGUGAAAUAUCAAAUAAUGGAUGAUUUCGAGCCAACUCAGCUAACGCAGCCUACACAACCGGCGACUGAACGUGCUCAGGAAAGUGCUAGCCAGUCAGGGAAUGUUUUUCUACGGCUUAUAAUGACGAAAAUGGCAGAUGGUGUUCCAGAAGUAAUCAAUCUCACAAAAGACAUUCACAACGGCGUAUGGAGAUUUGGACGGCAUCGAUCUUGCGAGGUGGUUCUGAAAGGGCCACGAAUUAGUAACUUUCACUUUGAAAUCUAUCAGUCACAUUCUAGCAGCGAUAAAGAUGCUGAACAGACUGUGUUUUUACAUGAUCACAGUUCUAACGGAACAUUUAUUAACCUCGAGCGACUUCCCAGAAAUGGCAGAAGUAUAUUGUUUUCAGGUGAUGAAAUUCGUGUUGGAUUAGGCAUUCCGCGAGAUGAAAUUCGAUUCCUUGUGCAAUUCCCAGUCAAUAGACGUUUUCCGCACAAGCAGCAGCAAAUUUUACGUUCCAAAAAGCAUCGCUACGAAGUUAUUAAAACUUUGGGAACGGGAUCCUUUGCGGUCGUGAAACUUGCUGUGGAAAUGUCGUCGGGGAAUUAUGUUGCUAUCAAAAUUUUAAAUAAACGAAAGCUUAUGGCUGCAGGAAGCCAUAAAAAAGUGACCGAAAUGUUUAAAAGGGAAAUUGAGAUUCUGAUGUCGAUUAAGCAUCCCGGUGUUGUUCGCUGUUUAGAAGUAUUUGAGAAUAACGAGGAGCUCAACAUCGUGAUGGAGUAUGUUGAAGGUGGAGACUUGAUGGACUUUUUAAUGGCAAAUGGAUCUAUUGAUGAAGAAGCAAGUAAACCGCUAGUAAAGCAGCUGUUGUCAACCUUGAUAUAUCUGCAUGAGCACGGAAUCACACACCGUGACAUUAAACCCGAGAAUGUUUUAAUCACUAAAGAUUUUGACCUUAAAAUAUCCGAUUUCGGUUUGGCCAAAGCUGUCCAAAAUCAUGAUACCUUCUUAAAGACAUUCUGUGGAACCAUGGGCUAUUUGGCACCAGAGGUCCUCCGCGCCAAACAUCAUGAAAGCAAUGAAAAUGCAUACGAUGAGAAAGUCGAUGUCUGGAGUCUUGGAUGUUUAAUAUAUGUUAUGUUGUCUGCAUCAAUACCUUUUACUGCCGAUACCCAAGAGGAAGCAGUGAACUUAAUCUUAACCGGUCAGUUUCCCAUGGAGCCUUUACGUGAAAUGGAGAUUUCUGAUGAGGCUAUAGAUUUAAUUUCAAAAAUGUUGAGAGUGGACCCGAAGGAGCGGAUCAGUGAAAAAGAAGCACUUUUACACCCGUGGUUAGUGCUCGACGAUUACGAGCGUCCUUCUAGUCCUGAAUUGGAUUCACAAACGGAGGCUGCAUUCACGUCAGAGCCUAUUGAGCAAAAAUAGGUUUACCGUUAACAGUGUACUAUUUUUGAUGCAUUUGUUUUAUCUAUCAUUUAGACACGCCCAUCUCUAAAAUGUAGAUCAUGGUUAUAAUAUUAAUAUUUAUUCAUUUUUCUGCUG
Molecule: messenger RNA, 1683 nt
Organism: Schizosaccharomyces japonicus yFS275
Lineage: Eukaryota; Fungi; Ascomycota; Schizosaccharomycetes; Schizosaccharomycetales; Schizosaccharomycetaceae
Product: CAMK/RAD53 protein kinase Cds1
Exons: 8
Coding region: 178-1566 (462 amino acids)
Biological process (GO): meiotic G2/MI DNA replication checkpoint signaling; mitotic intra-S DNA damage checkpoint signaling; mitotic DNA replication checkpoint signaling
Cellular component (GO): nucleus
Molecular function (GO): ATP binding; transferase activity; kinase activity
Source: RefSeq, a predicted model, not a curated record